UUUUCCGUUUAACACUGCUCAUAAGUUGGCAUUACCGAAACUGACGUCUUCCUGUUUUACUGUUUCCGUUUCUUUCCUUCACAAACCAUCAUGCCGCCGAAGAAGGAUUCGAAAUCCUCUGCGAAGCAGCCACAAAAGACCCAGAAGAAGAAGGAAGGGUCUGGUGGUGGCAAAGCCAAAAAGAAGAAGUGGUCCAAGGGAAAAGUCCGUGACAAGUUGAACAAUCAAGUUUUGUUCGAUAAGGCCACCUAUGAAAAGUUGUACAAGGAAGUGCCAUCCUACAAAUUGAUCACCCCAUCUGUAGUCUCUGAACGUCUUAAGGUCAGGGGAUCUCUUGCCAGGAGGGCUCUCAUUGAAUUGCAACAGAAAGGCUUGAUUAAGCAAGUGGUACAGCAUCGUGCCCAAUUGAUCUACACCAGGACAACAAAGAGUGAGGAUCAAGCUGCUUAGGUUUAAACAAUAAUGUAUUCCUUACAUUUAAUAAAAAAAUGAAAAGUU
This is a messenger RNA of Nicrophorus vespilloides, 498 nucleotides long. It is a transcript of the gene RpS25, whose product is annotated as 40S ribosomal protein S25. Gene Ontology annotation, molecular function: structural constituent of ribosome. NCBI's taxonomy places the organism in Eukaryota, Metazoa, Arthropoda, Insecta, Coleoptera, Silphidae. The record is from RefSeq and is a predicted model, not a curated record. The transcript is spliced from 3 exons. Gene Ontology annotation, cellular component: cytosolic small ribosomal subunit. The coding region runs from base 91 to 450 and encodes 119 amino acids.